This is a messenger RNA of Phoenix dactylifera (date palm), 1326 nucleotides long. RefSeq names its product biotin/lipoyl attachment domain-containing protein. The record is from RefSeq and is a predicted model, not a curated record. Lineage: Eukaryota; Viridiplantae; Streptophyta; Magnoliopsida; Arecales; Arecaceae.
CCACGAUAUCCGGGCUGUGGCGGAUAUUACGAAGACCCCGCCCACCGGCAGCCAGACCAAAACCAACCGCCCCUCCUAAUCUCUCUCUCUCUCUCUCUCUCUCUCUCUCCGUCCCCGACCAUCUCCUCACUUUGAUCUCUCUCCUAUUUUCUCCAGAUCCUCUUAUCCAUGGAAGCUGCCGCCGUCCUCCGUUCCUUCCGAGGUGGUGUUCGGACAAAGCAACCUUCAGAGUCUUUCUUGGAAAAGCCUGCUGUGGCUCAUGUGUCUAAUGUGUCUAAUGUUGCACUGAAGACCCCAUUUUCUGGAGGUUUCAUGGUAGCUCAGGGCUGGAAUAGGACAUUCCUUCCAUAUCUAAAAGCCUCGAAGACAAAUUCGGUUUUGACAAGUGAAGUUACUUCAGACAGGAGUUCACAAGAGCCAUUGGAAAAGAUAAGUGUGCAGAAUUCAACUUUUCCUAUUGGGUUUGAGGCAUUGAUCUUGGAAGUCUGUGAUGAAACCAAUAUUGCAGAGUUUAAAAUAAAGAUUGGCGACUUCGAAAUGCAUCUGAAAAGGGACAUAGAAAGCCCUAGAGCUCCUAGUCCUGGUACUCAUAUUGUGUCACCUACAACGGCACCACCAAUUCCAAGUCAGCCAAUGAAUGAGUCAGGAGCUGCUGCCCAGCCAGUUGUAUCACAGAAAUCCCCUACUGCAGCUACCAGUCCAUUUGCAAAUAUUUCUUCUGCAAAGGCAUCAAAGCUAGUAGCUUUAGAGGCUUCUGCAUCAAAUGCAUAUGUUCUAGUAUCAUCACCUACGGUUGGUACAUUCCAAAGGGGAAGAACAUUGAAAGGAAAAAAGCAGCCUCCAAGUUGUAAAGAGGGUGACGUAAUUAAAGAAGGGCAAAUCAUUGGCUUCUUGGAUCAGUUUGGCAAUGAACUUCCUGUUAAAUCAGAUGUGGCUGGGGAGGUCGUAAAGGUCCUCUGCCAGGAUGGAGAAGCAGUUGGCUAUGGAGACCCGCUCGUGGCUGUCUUGCCAUCCUUCCAUGGGAUUGAGUGAGUUGCUUGAUAAGUCACAAACUUAGUUUCUCAGGCGGUUUUGUCAUCCAUUUGGCCUUGGAUUUGCCUAUUUCUGCUUUCUCCUCGCCGACUGUGAUGUAUUCAUUGACUAAUUUUAGGAAGACAACAUGGCAACCUAUUGUUCAUUGUUUGCCAGAGGAACAAAUUUACAGGGUAAUUUAUGUCAGGAAGAACUGCUAUUACUCUCUCUUGCUUGUAAAACAUUGAUGUCAGAACUCAUGGUAUCGAUGAGCUCUCGUUGCUUUAAUCUCCUUAACUCGGGAUAAAUUUCACA